Messenger RNA from Strongyloides ratti, 2109 nucleotides. Its product is annotated as Topoisomerase 1. Gene Ontology annotation, molecular function: DNA topoisomerase type I (single strand cut, ATP-independent) activity; DNA binding. The transcript is spliced from 5 exons. NCBI's taxonomy places the organism in Eukaryota, Metazoa, Nematoda, Chromadorea, Rhabditida, Strongyloididae. The record is from RefSeq and is a predicted model, not a curated record. Gene Ontology annotation, cellular component: nucleolus; chromosome. Gene Ontology annotation, biological process: DNA replication; DNA topological change; chromosome segregation. Bases 1 to 2109 code for a protein of 702 amino acids.
AUGUCUUUAAAAUUACAUCGUUGGUAUGAAGAAAAAAAAAAAUUUUUUAUGACCGCCACUAUUGCUUCAUCUCCAAUGUCGUCUGGUUGUCAGAAUAUUUCAAUCAGAACAUAUUCUGAUGAAUGCCAUAUGAAGGAUGUCAAUGUCAAUGAACUUAAACAGGAAGAGUUAAGUGAGGAUGACAUUCCUUGGAGUCAACGUGUUGUCAAGGAGGAACGAAAGGGUGAAAAUAAAAAACCUAAAGAAUCAAAGAAAAAAAGAAAGAAGGAUUCUGAUGAGGAGGAUGAAUAUAUUCCAGAGAAAAAAAAUAAAAAGGAAAAGAAAGUUAAGGAAGAAGUUGUAACACCUGUAAAAGAAAAAAAAUCUAAAAAAAAAGAGAAGACAGAGGUUAAAGAUGAAAAAGAGACACCAAAAAAGAGAAGAAAAGUUAAACAAGAGGAGGAAGAAGAAGUUUGGAAAUGGUGGCAGGAAGAAAAAAAACCUGAAGGAGUAAAAUGGAAUACUUUACAUCAUAAUGGGCCUAUGUUUGCUCCACCCUAUGAAAGGCUUCCAGAUAAUGUUGUAUUUAAGUAUAAUGGAAAAGUUAUGAAAUUGUCAGAUGAAACUGAGGAAGUAGCAACAUUUUAUGCUCGUAUGAUUGGACAUGAAUACACUGAAAAAGAGGCGUUUAAUACAAAUUUUAUGAAUGAUUGGCAAUCUGUGAUGACUGAAAAGGAGAAAAAAAUUAUUACAAAUUUAGACAAAUGUGAUUUUUCUAGUAUUACAAAGCAUUUUCAAGAAUUAACUGAAGCUCGUAAGGCUAUGACAAAAGAAGAAAAACAAGUUAUAAAAAAUCAAAAAGAAGAAGAAGUUAAGAAGUAUGGUUUUGCUUAUAUUGAUGGUCAUAAACAAAAAAUUGGUAAUUUUCGUAUUGAACCACCAGGUUUAUUCCGUGGACGUGGAGGUCAUCCAAAGAUGGGGAAGCUUAAAAGACGUGUAAUGCCUGAAGAUGUCAUAAUAAAUUGUUCCAAAGAUAAAAUUCCUGAUCCACCAGAAGGGCAUAGAUGGAAGGAGGUUAGACAUGAUAAUACUGUAGCAUGGUUAGUUUGUUGGAAUGAAAAUAUUCUUGGUAAUAAUAAAUAUAUUAUGCUUAAUCCAUCCUCCAAACUAAAAGGUGAAAAAGAUUAUGAAAAAUUUGAAACAGCUAGAAGAUUAAAGACAAAAAUUGAUGAAAUUAGAAAAGUUUAUCGUGCUGAUUGGAAAUCCAAAGAAAUGAGAAUCAGACAAAGAGCCGUUGCAUUGUAUUUUAUUGACAAAUUAGCUCUUAGAGCUGGUAAUGAAAAGGACGUUGAUGAAGCAGCUGAUACUGUUGGUUGUUGUUCUUUACGUUGUGAACAUAUCAAACUUCAUGAUGAAUUAGAUGGUAAACAAUAUGUUGUUGAAUUUGACUUUCUUGGUAAAGAUAGUAUCAGAUAUUUCAAUCAAGUUCCAGUUGAGAAAACUGUUUAUAAAAAUUUAAAAAUUUUUAUGGAAAAUAAAGAUCCAAGUGAUGAUCUUUUUGAUAGACUUGACACUACAACACUUAAUUCUCAUCUUCAAACGUUGAUGCCAGGAUUGACAGUAAAAGUAUUCCGUACAUACAAUGCUUCAUUUACUCUUCAAGAUCAACUUAUGAAAUUAUCAAAUAAAAAAGAUACAAUCCCAGAUAAAUUAUUAUCAUAUAAUCGAGCAAACAGACAAGUCGCCAUUUUGUGUAACCAUCAACGUGCUGUUCCAAAAACUCAUGAAAAAAGUAUGGAAAAUUUAGCAGCAAAGAUAAAAGAAAAAAAAUCAGAAUUAAAAAAAGCCAAAACAGCUUUAUCAGAAGCAUCAGAUAAAGAAAAGGAAAAAUUAAAAAAAAAAGUUGAAAGAGUGAAAGAACAAUUGAGGAAAUUAAAAAUCCAAAGAACGGAUAAGGAUGAAAAUAAACAAAUAGCACUUUCAACAUCUAAAUUAAAUUACCUUGAUCCUCGAAUUACUGUUGCUUGGUGUAAAAAAAUGGAAGUACCGAUAGAAAAAGUUUUUAGCAGAACUCACCGUGAAAAGUUUCAGUGGGCCAUAGAUAUGGCAGAUGAAGAUUAUGAAUUUUAA